Catharus ustulatus (Swainson's thrush) is the source of this 3193-nucleotide messenger RNA. RefSeq names its product sialidase-4-like. The coding region runs from base 992 to 2626 and encodes 544 amino acids. NCBI's taxonomy places the organism in Eukaryota, Metazoa, Chordata, Aves, Passeriformes, Turdidae. Gene Ontology annotation, cellular component: lysosome; membrane; cytoplasm. The record is from RefSeq and is a predicted model, not a curated record. Gene Ontology annotation, molecular function: exo-alpha-sialidase activity. The transcript has 5 exons. Gene Ontology annotation, biological process: oligosaccharide catabolic process; ganglioside catabolic process.
CCUGUCCAUCACAUCCACACUCAGUGAGGACUGAGCACCACACCCUGCUGGAGCUGGGCAUCCUGCCCAAAGCCAGGCAGGCUGGCUGCCUUGCCCAGGGGCAUGUAAGCUGUGCCUGUCACGUGUGUCAGCAGGUGAAUGGGCCUCUGUCCCAUGUGGGAGGAGGUUUUGUGGUUUUGCCCCUCGUUCUUGGGUGAGGUUCCCUGGGAAUGGAUGUUCCUUUGGGUGCAGCAUCUCCAAAGCCCUUUAUCAGCAGAUGUGUUUUUGGGACUCCACUUGCUGUGUUGGCCAAACUCUCCAGCAUGGAUUGGGAGGGGAUGGAGUGAGGCACAGUUUUGGGUACACUGGUGCAUCCAGGUCCCCACUGCUGCCCUGACCAGCAUGGGCAGGAGGAGAUGCUGGCUCAGCUUUAAACACUGGGGUUUUGUCAGUGUAAUUUGGCACUGACAGGUGUGUUGGGAACAGGUGACAAGCAGUGACACCAAAUCCAUUUGGCUUGGUGCCACCUUCCUCACAAACCUUGCUGGCACUGCCACAGCAGCAGGGCAGGAUGGCAGGAUGGGGAGGAUGGAUCUGGGGUCGUUUGGCUGGCAGUGUUGCCUUGGGGGUGAAGCUGUGGGGCAGCAGCUCCAGCUGGGAAGCAGGAGUGAUGCCAUCAGGGGGAGAGGGGUGAGAUGCACAGCCAGGAUUUUCCUCAGCUGUAUGUAGGGGAUGAGGCAGGGGCUAACCAGCCCAGGUGUCCAGCAGGAACAACCCAGAUUAACAGCACUUUCACGGUCGGGUGUUACAGGAGCCCUCACUAAAAUUAACCCGAGGCUUUUGUAGCAGCCAGGUGGAGCUGCUGGAGCCACACGUGGUCACCCUGGGCCAUCCCAGGGGCCCUUCCCAGGCAGUUCUGCAGCCUCUCAGUUUUCCCCUUGGAGCUUCUGAUCCUUGAUUUUCCCUGUGAAUUUUGUCAAGCCCUUUUAGCUAAACUGAUCACAGAGAUGGAAUGUUGGAAUAUAGGGAUUCUUCCCGGGAGCCGCCGUGGGAGCCCCGUGACCCAUCGGAGGGGGGACCCUGCGAGGGCAGCGAGCGGCGGCGAAGCACCGAGGAGACAGCUCUGCGGAGAGACAGCCGGAGUUACUCCGUGGUGGGACACUCCAGCCGAGCAGGAGCCGCCGCCAUGAGCUCCCGGCACUUCCCGGCCCGGACCGUGCUCUUUGAGAAGGAAUCCAACGGUGUCACGUACCGUGUGCCCGCCCUGCUCUACCUGCCCUGCGUGGCCAAGCUGCUGGCAUUCGCCGAGGAGCGGCUCAGCGCUGACGAUGCCCACGCCAACCUGCUGGUGCUGCGCCGCGGAACCAUCUACGGCAGCUAUGUGGAGUGGGAAGACAUGCGUGUGCUGGAGACAGCAACGCUGCAGCACCAUCGGUCAAUGAACCCCUGCCCACUCUACGAUGAGUUCACAGGCACCCUCUUCCUCUUCUUCAUCACGGUGCUGGGCAGGACGCCCGAAGCCUACCAGAUUGUCACUGGCCAAAACGUCACCCGCCUCUGCUGUGUCACCAGUGCUGACCAGGGCCUGAGCUGGAGCACAGCCACAGACCUGACACAGCAGGUCAUUGGCGCAACCAUCAAAGACUGGGCGACGUUCGCGCUGGGCCCUGGGCACGGGAUCCAGCUGCGUUCUGGCCGGCUGCUGGUGCCAGCCUACAGCUACCACAUCGACUGCAAGGAGUGCUUUGGGCAGCUCUGCAAGACCACCCCGCACUCCUUCGCCUUCUACAGCGACGACCACGGCCGCGGCUGGCGCUUCGGGGAGUUCAUCCCCAACCUGCAGACAGGCGAGUGCCAGCUGGUCUCAGUGGAUGAGGAGGAUGGAUCCAAUGUCCUCUACUGCAACGCCCGCAGCCCCUUGGGCUUCAGGGUCCAGGCAUUCAGCACAGAUGAUGGGGCCGUUUUCCAUGGGGGGCAGCUGGUCCAGCGGCUGGUGGAGCCCCCCCAUGGCUGUCAUGGCAGUGUCAUUGGCUUCCCUGCACCAUUGGUGUAUGUUCCCGCUGCCUCCCGGGACAAUGGGAUGCCCCUCCAGGGCUCAGCUCACCCGCUGCUCCCUGGAGUGCUCCGGAGGCUUGCAGCAGGAGGAGGUGCUGAGCUGCCCACGGGCAACCACCAUGAGCCCAAUAAGGAUUGUCCUACCCCAGGGCAUCACAAUGAUGCCCACAGUGUCACCUUGGUCCGGGGGGACUCUGCAGCAACCCCCAACCCCACUCCCUUCUUCCAAGCACCAACAUGGAUCCUCUAUUCGCACCCCACCAGCUCCAUGUCACGGGUCAACAUGGGGGUUCACCUGAGCACCUUCCCCAGGGACACCGAGAGCUGGACAGAGCCCUGGGUCAUCUACGAGGGCCCGAGCGCUUACUCGGACCUGGCUUACCUGGAGCUGCCCUACAGGGACGCGCCGGUGGCCGGCGGCACGGCCAUCGCCUUCGCCUGCCUCUACGAGAACGGGAUGAGAUCUCCCUACGAGCAGAUCUCCUUUAGCAUGUUCACACUGCACGACGUGCUCCAGAACAUCCCCCUGACAGCCGCUGCUCCCCGCAGCCACCGCAGGAAGAGGAGGAGAAGGAGCUGCCUCAUGUCCUAGAGCCUGCCCAGGCCAGCUGCCCCCACCACCCCAGUGCUGCAUCCUGGAGCAUCAACCCAAGGGCUGGGUCCUGCCACCAUCCAGCAUGGCCAUAUCGCACAGAGGUGUGUCACUGUCCCCACACUGGGGUUUCUCUCCUUUUUAUUGCUAUUUUUAAAAUUCUGUCUUGUUUGGGUGGGGAGACUUUUGCCCAAAGCCCAGCCCCAGGUUCCUCUCCAAGCAAAAACCACCUCUGCAAACAGAUACUGGGGGGCAACAACAGCAGUGCAGGGGGGAGGCAGCCAGGGGUACCCUGUGCUGGCUCAGGGGGAUGGGGUGCUCCAGCUGUGCCGUACCUGGUACCACCACCCUGCUCUGAGGGCUUUCAACCCCUUGUUAUAAAUAGUUAUGCUAUAUAAAUAUGUCAAAUGUCAAAUUAUUUCUUUUUCAUGAAAAGGCUUUUUCUCAAUGGUGUCUCUGAAGUCACUGUGAGGGUUUGGGCUGGGGUAGAGUUCUGUUCCUUCAUCAUAGCUGGGAUAGGGCUGGGUUUUAUACUUGGGCUGAUGAUAAAGAAAUGUUUGUGUUGCA